Messenger RNA from Ochlerotatus camptorhynchus, 1548 nucleotides. RefSeq lists its product as uncharacterized. The record is from RefSeq and is a predicted model, not a curated record. The transcript has 2 exons. NCBI's taxonomy places the organism in Eukaryota, Metazoa, Arthropoda, Insecta, Diptera, Culicidae. The coding region runs from base 273 to 1460 and encodes 395 amino acids.
UAAAGUUCUGCGGUCUCGUCGUGUUGUCUUGCUUUUCGGAAUCCGUUGAAUGCGGUGAGCAAUUGGUGAAAGGAUCCUUUCCCAGUGGGACGGUCGAUGUUCAGUAGUGUCCUUGGUGCUGCGGGACAAGUGAGUGGUGUGAUGUGAUUUGGCGAAUUUGCUCUACAAGAUUGGCAGUAGCGCGCCAAGUGAUUUUUAUACAACGGCAAGUGAGAAGCGGCGGGAAAAUUAUUAGCAGCGUGAGCGGUUGGAGAAUUCAGAGGUUCACCAGAAUGACGGAAGAGGUUCAAACACAGCAGCAGCAAACCCAACAAUCGCAACAGCAACAGCCACAACCCGGUCAGCCACAGCAGAAGCAACGGCUGGGUCCCAACGAUUAUCGCAACUCGGAAUUCGUCACCAAACUGAUGGCUGCCAAUCCGCCCUAUCUGUACUCGCCUGCAAUAGGGCCGCACAACUUUUUCUUCAGUGAAAUGCUGCGAUCCUUGGUGGCCAAUAAGCGGAAUGAGAGUCUGCGGAGCGCCGAACAGUUACAUCAUCAGCAGCAGCAACAGCAACAGCAUCACCAACAGGCCCAAGCACAAACCCAGUCCUUGUCGCUUCCAACACGGCGACCGAGGAAACGAUCAUGGUCACAACAUCGUCUGUACCCAGAGUCACAUAAGGAAAGCAAAGAUCCAGAAGAGAAAGCCGCUGGACACCCGGAGAAGCCACUUGAACUAACCAACAAGUUGUCUGCUUUUUCCCGAAACAUAACCUCAAAAUACGAAGAAACCAAUGACAACUAUAAAUCCCCGCCAGAGACGAAACCCCCCAACGAGAAGCCUCCCAUGAGCGCCAACCUUAUUCCCGAUCCACCAACCGGUUCUAUACCUCCUUCCGAUCUGAUCCUCCCACCACCUCCCCCAGUCUGGUAUCCCCCGCUCUACCCGCCAUACGGAAUCGAUCCGCUGCACUUCUUCAUCGACCUCCGCGUGUCCGGUCACAUCUACGAUCGGAAGAAGGAACUCACAUCACCCAACUCGGAUGGCAUCAAAAACGAACACUCCAAACUGAUCGGUACCAACGAUCGACAAGGAUCGGCAUUCAGCGUCCCGAAACCUCGCGAAGGGUUGAAAGGCAGUGCCGCGAUCAACCUAUCUUCGCCACCCCUCCCGGCGGAAGGUGACGAAAAUCCACCAACCGAUCCGUCGGCGCUGUUUCUCAGCGAGUUCAAAGAAAACAAGUACGACAUCAUCAAGAAUACCAACUAUGUGAUGCAGAACUUGCCGAGGAUCUACGGUGAUUUGAAUACCCCGCAGAAGGACGCCGGAGAGGACGAGCUGAGUGGUAAUUUGAGUGACGAUCAACGAUCGGUGGGAUCGAACGAGGAUUGCUCCGGUGAGGACGGGAAGUUUCGCGAUGCCGAUCUCAACGUCAUAUCCGACGAGGAUGAAUCUAUCGCGGUGGAUGAGAAUUGAGCAUUGAGGGCAGGUGACGAAAGGGAUUUGAAUUGAUAAUUUUGGACUUAAAUGUUGUUGCCGUGUUAUGGAAAGCUUAAUAAAAUGU